Clunio marinus is the source of this 582-nucleotide messenger RNA. Lineage: Eukaryota; Metazoa; Arthropoda; Insecta; Diptera; Chironomidae. The record is from the annotation of a GenBank genome assembly.
AUGAAAUAUUUAAUAAUUCUUGUCGUAGCAAUUUUUGGAGUCGUCACUGCAACUGAUUUUGACAGACCAUGUCGAUUAGCAGAAAUGUCGCCUCUCGUGAAGCGAGAUUUCCAAGUUAUUCCUUACCUGGGACCAUGGUAUGAACAAAGACGUAUCGCAACCGAUCAAAUAGAUUUGGAUUGCGUAAUGGCUCGAUAUUCUUUAAACGCAGACGGUUCAGUUAAUGUUCAAAAUUCUGGAUACACUCCAAAUGGAAUGUUCACUGAAGUGCAAGUUCGUGGUGAACUUGAUUCACCAAAUGACGUUCCUUUGCUUGGAAAGUUAAAUGUUUUCUUUCCCGGAAGAUCAGACAUAUAUUGGGUCAUGGCUAGUGAUUAUGCGAACUACGCAGUUGUAUGGUCAUGUCUAGAACUUCCAGGUGGAAGAUCGAGGGAAAACUCGUGGGUGCUUGCAAGAGUACCAAACGCUAGUCAGGCGACGAGAACUCGCUAUGAAGAAGUUCUUAGAAAUGUUAAUAUUGACAUAACUCAGAUGAGAGAAACUAACCAAAACUUAGAGGAAUGUCGAUUACCACAAGCUUAA